AUCGAUAGAGAUACAAUAAUUGUACAUUUGCUUUAACCGUGCCCGUGGAUUUUGUGAUCGUGAGGAGAAUUCCUAUUAAAAUUCUGCCAAAAUGGGGAGACGAUCGAUCAAUACCACGAAAAGUGGGAAGUAUAUGAAUCCUACUGAUCAAGCAAGGAAGGAAGCAAGAAAGAGGGAAUUAAAGAAGAACAAGAAGCAGCGUAUGGCAGUGAGAGCUGCUGUCUUGAAGAACAAAGAUCCAUUGGGUUUACUACAAGACUUAGAAGCAUUGGAUGAACUAGAGUUGAAUCCAGAGGUGAAGACAGACCUGAAUGAGAAAGUUAUCAAGGAAAAGAGAAAGAAAAUAAAAGAAACCCUUGAUAGAGUUUUAAAACUAUAUAGUCGUGAGGAACCAGAACGUUACAAUGAUUUUAAGAAGGCAGAGAAGAAAUAUGAAAAACAGAGAACGACAAAAGUCAAGGAAUAUGAGGCUAUUAGAGAUGCAAGACAGGUGACGGUGGAAUCUAUCCCGCUCCCAGAUGCCCCAAAUGCCCCCUCUGCCAUACCCCUCCCUCAGGAUAUCCCCCUCCCAGGGGCACAACCACCCUCCAUCUUGAAGAAAAGCUCAUCAUAUGGCCCACCGUUGAUACCGCCCCCGUUCAUGGCAACCCUUCCUCCCGUGCUACCCACCCUGACCUGGCCAUACUGCCUUCCCAAUGGGAAGACACCCCCAGGACCACCACCGGGCUUGCCACCAGGGGUAUCUGUACCGCCCCCUGGACCCCCUUCGGGUCUUCCUCCACAUCUUGCUGCUGUACAUGAAAUGGAACAGUUGCUGAGAGCUGAAAGAGAUGAAGAGCUAUCCUCCGAUGAAGAUGAGGACAUGGAGGAAGAGACAAGGAAAAGAAAGAAUGAAUCAGACGAGAUGGAGACUGAUGACAGCGAUAGUGAGGACGAGAGAGAGCGAGAGAGGAGGAGAGCUGAAAGCAGCAGCGACAGCGAUACAGAGGACAGCAUGGCUGACGAACGUGAAAGGGAAGAACGAGAAAGGGAUGAGGAGAGGCAGAAGGAGAUGGGUAGAAGGUUACGGCAGGAUAGUGAUGAUGAUCGGGAUGAUGACGAUGAUGAUUAUCGCAGAAGAAGACGACGCAGGAGAAGGUCGAGCAGCGAUGAAGAAGAUUAUAGAGAAAAGGAGAAGAGAUCUGUUCGUUUUGCUGAUGAUGGUGAGAAUGAAGAGAGUUCCGAGGCUACCUUGAGUCGCAAACUACCCCCUGGAAUGACACCUUUGCAAGCCAGGAUGUUGGCUAUGGCAGGACAACAGAUACCUGUAGCAGCAGAGAAAGACGAAGAGGAGGAAGAUGAUGAGGAGGAACAAGAAGAUGGAAGGGGUCAUGAUAAGGAAGACGAUGAAGAAGAUGAAGGUGAUAGUGACAGGAAAGGUGAACAGCCAGUGGAUGAACAGUUGGAGGCUCUCAGGAAAGUUGUAGCAGCAGCAAAAGCUGUAAUUCCUGUAAGCAGCGUGAGUGCAUCGGUGACAGCGGCAGGACUUGUAGCUCCUCCAGCACGGCUUCCUCCUGGUCCACCACCCACAGCUCCUCCAGGCUUCCCACCAGGUAUGCCUGUACCUACAGGGGUGCCUCCCAACUUCAACAGACCUCCACCUCUUCGCCCACCUCCCCCACCCCUCAGGAUGAUCCCUCCAGGUCCCCCUGCUGGCCGACCUCCUGCACCACCUCCAGGACCACCACCAGGUGUCCCACCACUCCUUCGAGGUGGUCCACCUCCACGCUUAACCCUUCCUCCUGGUAUGCUGCCCCCUCCUCGCCUUCCGAUGCCUCCUCUAAGACCUGGUGUGCCACGCUUGGAGAACCCCAAUGUCUUCUCUGCUGCGCCCAUGAUCAGACGCCUCCCAACAAGAGCAGAAGAAGCUGCUGACGUCAAGUCCUCUGCUACCAUUGAGGCCAAACCCCAGAUCAGGAAUCUCACUGCAGAUGUGACCCGCUUCAUGCCAACUUCGCUUCGUGUGAAGAGAGACGCUAAGGGUAAAACAAAGGGCCUGAAAGCGGGUGGAGUGGAAGAAGCAGCCAUGGCUCCGGCUAUGAAACCCAACCCUGCUGUACAGUCAGCCACCAAGGACGAUGCUUAUGAUCAAUUCAUGAAAGAAAUGGGUGAACUCAUGUAAAUGUGUGGAAACAUUCACUUUAAUUGGACUUGCAGCUUCCAUAUUACGCGAUCAUGAACAGCUUUGUCAAAAUCAUUCAUCAGGCCCAUUAACAUUGAAGUUUCUGCUAUGGCUUGUCUUGCUCAAUACAAGUAAAAGACUGCUCUUCCUAUUUUUUACACACAAAAUGUGUGUAUGUGAUCACUGAUCCUUUAACCCUAACUAGGCUUUGAGAUUUCGGGCCAUUGGCCGCAUGAUCAUGCGAAAAUUGACACAUAGGUUAUCCACGGCCUAAUCUACAAAAUAGUGUUAUUUUUUUCAAGGGAAUUGGUUUUAGUAAUUAUGCUCAUUUAUGUGUAAUUAAAGGUCAAGUCUAACCCAGGAAAAUGCUGACUUGAAUAAAUAGAGAAAAAUCAAACAUGAAUAAUGCUGAAAAUUUCAUCAAAAUCGAAUGUAAAAUAAGAAAGUUAUGACAUUUUAAAGUUUCGCUUAUUUUUCACAAAACAGUGAUAUGCACAACUAGGUGAGUCGGUCGAUGAUGUCCAUCACUCACUAUUUCUUUUGUUUUUUAUUGUUUGAAUUAUACAAUAUUAAAUUUUUUAUCUAUUUGAAAAUAAGGACCAACUUGACUGAACCAUUUAGUAUUAAACAAUGCUAAUUUCACAUUUUCAGGGAGGAAUUAAUCGUAUCACUUGACAAUGAGGAGAAAAUUAGAAUAUUUCAUAUAAUAAAAUACAAAAGAAAUAGUGAGUGGAUGACUCCAUAGUCUCCUCAUUUGCAUACCAACCAGGAUGUGCAUAUAACUGUUUUGUGAAAUUAAGCAAACUUUAAAAUGUCAUAACUGUCUUAUUUUACAUCCGAUUUUAAUGAAAUUUUCGGGGUUAUGCUUGUUGGAUUGUUCUCUUUUUAUUCAAAUCAAGUUUUUGUUGGGGUGGACUCCUGAAAUGAAGCUCCAAAUGUGCUAAUUUAGGGUGUAGAUGGUGUUUUUGGCAAUUUCUUAAGUAAUUUUUUGUGUAUUCUACCGUUUCCUUUUCACCGUUUUCGCGAUGAAAUUGUUGGUAGCACUUAUGCAAUCAUAAACAGCAUAAAAUAAAGUAAUUUGAAUCAGUAAAGGCAAAAAAUAUUAAAGGGAUG
This is a messenger RNA of Lytechinus pictus (painted urchin), 3274 nucleotides long. Its product is annotated as WW domain-binding protein 11-like. The transcript is spliced from 10 exons. The coding region runs from base 92 to 2161 and encodes 689 amino acids. NCBI's taxonomy places the organism in Eukaryota, Metazoa, Echinodermata, Echinoidea, Temnopleuroida, Toxopneustidae. Gene Ontology annotation, biological process: RNA processing. The record is from RefSeq and is a predicted model, not a curated record. Gene Ontology annotation, cellular component: spliceosomal complex.